Messenger RNA from Aspergillus chevalieri, 369 nucleotides. RefSeq lists its product as uncharacterized. The record is from RefSeq and is a predicted model, not a curated record. The transcript has a single exon. The coding region runs from base 1 to 369 and encodes 122 amino acids. NCBI's taxonomy places the organism in Eukaryota, Fungi, Ascomycota, Eurotiomycetes, Eurotiales, Aspergillaceae. Gene Ontology annotation, molecular function: catalytic activity.
AUGAGCAGCGGCUCCUGGAAAUCCGACGGGAUGCUGAUUGCGCCGUGCAGUGUGAAGACGCUUGCUGAGAUCGGGGCAGGGUAUGCGGAGGAUUUGAUAUCGCGGAGUGCAGAUGUCUGUAUUAAGGAGAGGAGGCCGUUGGAUUUGGGAGUUAGGGAGACGCCGUUGAGUGCGAUUCAUUUGGAGAAUAUGUUGGCGUUGGCGAGGCUGGCGGUUGUGAGUUUUCCGGCUGUGCCGGCGUUUUACACGAGGCCGAGGGCGUUGGAUGAUAUUGUGGACCAUAGUGCUGUGAGGAUGAUGGAUUAUUUUGGGAUUGAGUUGGAUGGGUUUAUGCCUGGGGAGGGGAAGAGGGAGGGGUUUCAGAAGUAG